AUGGGUCUCCGCAAGAAGAACAAGAGCCCGCCGGUGCUCAGCCACGAAUUUGUGAUCCAGAACCACGCCGACAUGGUGUCGUGCCUGGCUAUGAUCAUCCUCCUGGGCCUGAUGUUUGAGAUCACGGCAAAGUUUGCCAUCAUGUUCAUUACAGUCCAGUACAAUGUCACACAAGUUCUUGAUGAAAAGAAUGAUCCAGUGAACCUUUACCAUUAUGGUCCUAAAGAUGUGGCCACUGUGUUUUUUUACUUACUAAUUAUCGUUAUUCUUCAUGCCCUGAUACAAGAGUAUAUACUUGAUAAAAUGAACAGAAGGUUGCAUCUGUCAAAGACCAAACACAGCAAGUUCAAUGAAUCAGGGCAAUUGGCAGCAUUUUACUUGUUUUCCUUCAUUUGGGGAUGCAGCAUCUUGACAGCGGAGGACUUUGCAAAAAAUCCCACUUUCCUCUGGGAAGGUUACCCCCACACUCACAUGGUUUUUCAGGUCAAGUUUUUCUACAUUUGCCAAAUUGCCUAUUGGCUUCAUGCACUUCCUGAGCUGUACUUCCAAAAAGUACGCAAGGAAGACAUCCCCCGCCAACUCAACUACAUUUGCCUUUAUGUUGUCCAUAUCACUGGUGCCUACAUCUUAAACCUCUACCGACUUGGUGUGGUGUUGCUGGUCCCUCACUAUUUGGUGGAGCUCCUGUUUCACGCCUCACGCCUCUUCUACUUCAGUGAUGAGAACAAACAGAAAGGUUUCACUCUGUGGGCUUUGCUUUUUGUCAUCGCUCGCCUCCUCACACUCACUCUUUCGGUCCUGACAUUUGGCUUUGGGUUGCCACGGACAAAAAACCAAGGAUUUUCUCUUGUAGAAGGCAACUUUAAUGUGCUCACCAUAAGGAUGUCAUGUUUGGCAGCCAUCUGCCUGACUCAAGCUUGGAUGAUGUGGAAGUUCAUCAAUUUCCAGCUAAAGAAGUGGAGAGAACACAGCCAGAACCAGGCCUCAAAAAAGAAAACAGCCAGCCCAAAGAGCAAACCUCACAAAAGGGAGCUGACAAGGGGCGGUGCUGUCAAUGGAAUUGUGAAGCCUGACGAUAAAACAUCACCACGGAUGAGAAGAGUUAAAAACUCAUGA
Nerophis lumbriciformis (worm pipefish) is the source of this 1116-nucleotide messenger RNA. NCBI's taxonomy places the organism in Eukaryota, Metazoa, Chordata, Actinopteri, Syngnathiformes, Syngnathidae. The record is from RefSeq and is a predicted model, not a curated record.